CGAGAACCAGGAAAUACGAAAAUAACUUACAAAUUCUAGCAGUACAAUGUAGCUUUAUGUCCGACGCUUUCAGCCAUAUAAAAUGCAAUGAACGAAAUGUACAGGUCAUGCAUAUCUUGCGCAAUCGGGAUAUUCGAGGCAGAAAAGGUGUCUUGAGUCAAUUUCUCUCACCAAAACAAUUACAUGUAUAAGUGGCGUUGAACAUCCAUGAUGUCAUCUGAUUAAUUUACAUGAUGUCGGAGAAGAAUUUGUUCCGCAUUGGUGAGACCGUACACAAUGAAACCCAUCAGGCGGCGUGUGACGAUGUCAGGCCUGUUCAUCUUUACGCAAAUAUUUCCCAGCAAUUUAAGAACACAGAAAAUGGACAGAGAUUGAAUUUGCUUAAAGUUGAACCAUUAGAGACAACCGUUACUGAUUCAGAGCGAUUAGUUAACGUUGAUCAGCCUGGAACUUUGUCAGGUGCAAGUGUAAAUCUUUUUACAUCAAAUUUUUAUAAUCAUUGUUUAACAGUGACCAAAGAAGACAAUGCUAACAUUGAACUGCUUGACAAAAUGCCAGGUGUGACAAAUGGCUAUGUAAAUGCACUUGGAGCUAUACAAUCAGAGGUGUUUGGCAGUGUUGAUGUAAUGAAAGAAGAAAGAAGAGAUAUAAGUGAUGAUCAUAGUGACACUGCUCAAGAAAGUAGUUCUAUUUUUUCUGACCUGGAUAUCAGACCAAACUCCCCUAGUGUUACCAUUCAUGGGUUUACUGAUGGAACCAAUGAAGAAUCAGAUAUUGAAAUCAAACCUGAAUUGGAUAACUUCCUUGGAAUUAAUCAGGGACCAGCUAUUGAUAUUAAACCGAACCUACAAGACUUGAAUGACAUUCAUCAAGAAGGCUGCAGUGCAAACAGAGCUAUUCAAUAUUUGAAAUCUGAUCCUAAGCCAGAAAGUACCAAUUCAAAGGCCAUAUUUUCAAUUGGAAUGGUAAGAACUCUUAGUGAGGAAUUACAAGAUGUUAAACCAGAUAUUGAAUCAGAGCCUAGAACACAAACUUCAAAAGUACUAACAGGGUGUUCAGGUACCCCGAAUAUCAGAUACUUGUUGGAGCAAGGCAUUCCUUCGGCUACGAAAGGAAACUCUACAUUUAAAAAUCAACCAACAUCAAUUCCUUUUUCAGAGCAGAGAAAUCUACAUUCAACGGCUGGACACACUGGUAAUAGAAACGUUUUAGUGCCAACCAACCAGACGUCCACAGCUUUACAACAAACAGCAUGGUCUUUCCAAACAUGCGCAUCUCUUGACGGCACUGUCAGUCCAUCGGUUUCAUGUGAAGAAACUGUAAAAAAAGAACAAUCACCUCUUGUAUCAAAUGAUCUGCUCCAAGAACAACAUGAACCCACAAGAAUGCCAGGACCGUCGAUUUAUUUACAUUCACCACACGCAAUAGUUUCCACACGUUUUACAAAACAAUGCCCUGAAUCUAACGCUGACCGUCUACCCAAAAAAGCAUUGCCAGUCUCCUGUCAAGGUGCAAUGAUGUCACAUGUAGGUUGUGUAGCCAGUUUUCCUGAAACAGAAGCCUCAAAUGUUGAAGAUGUGUCAUCAGCAUCAUCAGGAGACAGCCAAAUACCUGGUACUAGUAGAAUUGCAUCUAGAAAUAUCAAUAGUGCACGCAUUACACGCAUUGAUGAUAUAUUUACAAAGGGUAAUGCGUCACAACAAAACCUUCAGAGACCAAAGUUGUUAGGAUACUUACUUACCAGUCCGCGCAGUACUUCAACAGUCCAUUCAGCAAGAGAUCCACCAAAAGCAGUUAUUGAAGUUACGCGUUCACCAAAAUCUGAUUUGCGAUGGGUCAACCCAGUUUCGACUUUACCUACCAAAAGCAUUACCUCACAACUUGUUUCACUUGGUGGAAAUUGUACAGUCCAAUCAAAUCAAGUUUAUACUCACAAACCUUGUAUUAAGUUGGCAAGAUCUGCUCCAUGUAAUGUAGCAAUUUCCCAGCCUACUUCUGCUGUCAGUCACAGUUAUGCAAACUCGCAAACCUCUUGUGCUAACAGUAUUCAGGACACAAGUUCAAUGUUGGUAGAAAAAGAUGUUUCUUUUAGAAAUCCGAUGAAGUUUUUCCAUAGAACACAUGCUAUAGUGUCAUCACCUUACAGCAACAAUGAUAACACUGAAACUCUUCAAAAAACAAAACAAGUGGGAUCAGAAAGUACUGGUACUGUUAAACAACAACAGGUUACUGAAACGAAUGACAAAAAACAAAUACCAAAUGCAACUAGAAAAGUUGCUAAAUCUGUUGAAGGGAUUGCGAAACCAAGUCAACUCGAUAAGUCUAAAGAUAUCUGUUCAUCAAAGGUUUCUUUGGACCAGAAGAAAAAAACCAUGGGUACAAAUUUUGCCUCCAGACUCAUCAAAGCAAAUGCAAAAGAAACUUCAACAUCGAUAGACUUUAGCAUAUUUCGCUCACCUAAGAUCUGGAAACGUGGUAAACUACAAAUGCUAAAUGAAUUGAACACAUCCCAGGUUUUCUUUGAAGACGAGGUUUUAUUUAAUGUGUGUAUAGAUUAUGGACAUGAGCUUGCUUUGGAUUGGUGGUUUGAGGAAUCGGGUGAAAAACAUCAAAGUCAAGUGCUUAAAGUUGACAAAUUUGAUAAACCUGAUGUUCUAGCUUUGUUGAAGAACAAGGUGUCAAGCUCUGAGUUCCAGUAUGUUUUCUCGGAAGUGGUUUACCCUGGAUUAUUCAGUUCAUCGUCGUUGAUAUCGUUGUUUAGAAUGUUUCAUCGGAAGUGGUUUCUAGUGACAGAAAAUAAACAUGCAGUUUUAUUGAGAAAGUACAUUACGUCAAGGUCCUGGCAUGUGUCGAAAGUAUUCUCUUAUAUUAAAUUAAGUGAAGAUAAAGUGAUGGUUGAUUGUCCAGGCACAAUAAUGCAAUUUCCAGAAAGAGGAGAUUUGUUGGAACCCUUACUCAUAGUUGAACGUAGAGCAGAAAAUAAUAUUCAAGGCGGAUGGAGAUACAAUUUGCAUUUUGCAUCGGUAAAGAAUAGUGAUUUUUUACAGGAAAACUGGAAACGAUUGUCCAAAUUAGGACUAAAGAAAACAAUGUGUCCACAAGUUGUCAGUGCUCGAGAUAAAGGCGACUCUAUCCGCUUAAUAUUUCUUCCAGUGGAUAAAUUUCAUAGGCCAUUGGUCAAAGGUUGCUGCUUUAUGCAAAAUGGCUGUACCAAGGUUUAUAUUGUAUUCGUUCCAGUUUUUAGCGUGUUCAAUUGCUAUUCAAUUGUCGAGAAAACCUACACUGUGUUAAGUUUGAUUGAAGAUACUGGUGCUGUGAGCAGAGCUAUAGAUGGCAAAACAGAAGACACAUCUUUGGAAGGAGUUGAGGUUGCUUUUGAAAACAGUAAUGAAAAUCAAGUUGAUCUGGCGUCAGCUGUUCAUGAAACACUGAUUUCAAGUAGUGACAGUUGUUCAGAUAGAGAAACGCUGCAAUUGCUCAGAAAAACGCUUAAAACUGGGCCCGAUAUUGAAACAUCUGGUUUAAAAGUCCAUCAACCUGUUGGUAGAUAUUUCUUGUCCGAAUCAAAGAUAGACAGCACUGUCACUGAAGGCAAAAGUCCAAAGGAAUUUUCAUCAGACAAUAUAACUGAUGAUGUGAAAUGUACACCUUCUAGGGAAUCAACUCAUGAACCAAAUUUGUACGGUUUUGAAAGCCACAGUGAAGCUGAACGGGUUAAACAUACAGACAACUUGUUAAGGCGUUCAUCGCAGAACAAUGCAAGCAAGGGCAAAAACAUGUCUCUGAAAUUAACGAGUCAAGAUGCCUUAAAAGAGAAUUGUCAUGGCUUUGAUAUAUUUCGCCCACAUGAUAUCUCACCAUGGUGGUUAAAGCCCUUGGACAAUUAUUCGACCACAUCUCAGGUUUUAGAAGAAGCGGAUUUGUUAUUGAGUGCUUGUGUAAGUGGUGAAAAUGACUUUGCUUUGGAUUGGUACUAUGAAGUAUCGAAUGAAAAGUAUAGAAGUCACUUUUUAAUAGUUGGCGCAUUUUUUAAACCAGAUGUAAUGGCUGAAUUGAUGGACAAGGUACCUAUCUCAGAGUUUCAGUAUGCUUUCUCAGACAUUUUGUACCCUGUAACACUCGACUCCUUCACAUCCUUGCAUAGACUUCAUGAGCGGAGUUGGUCACUUAUGACCAUGAAUAAGAGUGAAAUGUUAUUGAGACAAAUGAUGAAGUUGAUUAAAUGCCGUUGCAGACAAGUCAUCAACUGUAUAAAGUUCGAUGAUAAUAAAAUAAUGGUAAAGGCAUUUAAGAGUUGCACCAAAACAGUACAACGCGCCAAAACAGUACAACUCCCAAGUGAAACGCAAUUGACGGAACCCUUACUUAUUAUCGAGCGUAGACAAGACCAGGAAAUAAAGGGUGGAUUUAGGUACGAUUUGCAUGCUGCAUCAGUAAAGAUGAGUGAUUGUGCACGGGAACAAUGGAAGCAACUACAAGUACCUAGUUGUAUAAAGGGAAAAUUUUGUCCACAAGUUGUCAGUGCUCAAGACAGAGAUGGAAAUAUUCUCUUAGUAUUUUUGCCGGUGGAUAAAUAUCAUAGGCCAUUGGUAGAAGACUGUUCUUUUAUGCAGAAGGGCUGCUUCAAAGUGUUUGUUGUCUUAGUUCCAGCUUUUAGUGUGUUUAGCUGCCACUCGGUUGUUGUGAAGACAUAUGUUAUUUUAAAUAUGAUUGGUAGUAUCAGUCAGGUGACCAGAGCUAUGAAUAGAGAUUUCAAUCCAACGGCGGACAAAAGGAUGGUAGAAGGUGUGGAAUGUAUUUUAUCGGAUCCAAAGGAUUCUAGUACUUGCGAAUCAGUGUUUUCUAGAAGUAAUGUCUGUGUGAACAAAAAAUGCUCAAAAGAAACGCCUAAUGAUACGAACAACGGUGCCUCUGAUGGCACAGUGAAUACCGCAACUAUAUCCACAUUUGCUAGUGAUGCUACAGAUGCAAGUAAUAUUGACUGUGAUAAAAAGAGGUUUCAGAUGAAAUGUGUAGUCAGUCUGGAGAACAUUGAUUCAACUAUUGACACACAAAGAACUAAGUAUGAUUCCAACUGUGGGAAAAAGCGACGGUGCACUCAAGGUAUAUCGAACCUCGCUUCAAGAAAGAAGGCACGAACUGGUUCGGACUCCGACUAAGGGUAACACAAGUUCAACCCGGAUCGUUGACGAUUUCUUUAACUAUGAGGUCUUAAAAAAAGAUUUCGCUUAAGCGAGAGAAAUUGAGUGCGUAACUUCAUUAUACACGUCAAAAAACAUUCUCGAACAAACGGACUCUUCAAAAAUCGGUUGCAAAUUUUGCUUCUGAAUAAUCUGUCUUUCGGAAUGUUUGUUAAUUAAUGUUAGUAUGAUGUUAGUAUAAAAUUGACUUUUUUCAAUUGUGUGGAAAAACAUGAACAUAAUAUGCUCCUUCUGGUAGUUUUACUUGAUUUAUCAAUUUAAGUAGACGAAUUUCAUUGAGUAUUUUAUUGUGACGCCAGUGUAGUAUGGUGUAUCGUAUGUAAAUCCAAGUUACUUCGAUACUAUGAAUAUUGGUAUACUUUGAUUGCUUUUAAUUGUUUGUAUUUAAAUGCAAUAACACGUUUUAUAUUUGAAUUUAAACUGUAUGCUUAUUUGUAGAGAUCAAGGCUAUGCAUUAAUAAAA
Messenger RNA from Mya arenaria, 5664 nucleotides. RefSeq lists its product as uncharacterized. Bases 231 to 5159 code for a protein of 1642 amino acids. The transcript is spliced from 3 exons. The record is from RefSeq and is a predicted model, not a curated record. Lineage: Eukaryota; Metazoa; Mollusca; Bivalvia; Myida; Myidae.